AUGAACCCGCAAGAAGAGAAAUGCUCUUCAGAAAAAGGGACUCUAUCCUGCUAUUCUUCUACCUCGGCUGAUGCAUAUUUAGCACAUGGACGUCUAUCCACAUCUCUACAAGUGGAAGUACAUAAUUCAGCUGGACCACAGAAUAUGCUCCCUUACUCAUUCAAACGGCUCAGCUCUGAUUGUGAGACGAAUAAAUCUUUUUCUCAAGUUUCACAAUCUCCAAAUGGAAGGUUUUCCCGGUCGUCCACAUUUUGCACUAGCCAGUUUUCUUCAUCUUCCCCCAUCUCAGAAGCCGCCCAUUCACGGAUAAAAGUAUUACCUUUCCUCCCAAGCCUCCAUAAAAUAGAGCAGCCAACCUCUUCUGCACAGUCCUCAAGUUCUCCACUUAUUUUACAUGGCAGCAUUUGCAAUGUGAAUAGUGGGAGUGAUGACCCAGAUACCCUGAUAAAGGGGUUGGUUAACUUAUCUCAAGAUGUCUCAGACGGGAGCUUCCACGAGGAAAAUUAUGCAAAUGACUGUGUGACAUUCGACGAGCGAUUAGAAUUACAGAUAUUGUCGGACGAGCUUGGUAUGGCAAUUACGGGCAGUGAGGAAAGUCCGCGUUUGGAUGUAAGUAUUAUAUUCCACUAGUCAUUCGAUCAUUUCCUCCGCCUUUUCGAGGAUAAUUUUACUUUUAUUCAAUACGCAGUUUCUUUCUCUCCUUUAACUUCUGGAACUGCAUUCCCUCUUCGCCACCCCUUCCCCCUUGUUUUAAGGCACUAUCUCAACAGCUUAGUGGAGCAUCUGUUCAUGAGCUGUGGAGAAUGUCCAGCCUCUCAAUCUUUGGCUUGUUUUAGAAACAACAGAUGAAUUGCCAAUGAGAAAUCUAGGCUGGAUUCUGAACAAGUCUUUGACAAAUGUUUUACUUAUAGAAACUUCGAUGUGCCAUCAAUAUCUGAAUUGUGUUGCGUUUGCGUUUGAUAUAAAUGAUGGUUUCACUGCAGGAGAUAUAUGACAAGCCUCAGAUGCUAUCGAAAUCCGAUGAAAUCUGCCAGCCUGAGGCACCUGCUCACCAUGUUCUGGGGCUGCCGCAAUGCAAUGAUAUCAGUCAGCCUGAGGGACUCGAUCACCAUGUUCUGGGACUAUCGCAACGCAGUAAUAUCUGUCAGCAUGAGGGACCUACAAACCAUCCUCUGACGACUUCGCAGCACUCAACUUCAGGGUCUACACAUACGAACAAACAGAGACUGAGGUGGACGCUCGAACUACAUGAGCAAUUUGUGGAAGCUGUGAAAAAGUUGGAUGGAGCUGAAAGUAGGGACUUAGGCUUCAGUUUAGUAAACGUACCCAGGUCAUAUUCUCAUUGUGCUCUAUAUUAACCAUGCAGAGGCGACUCCCAAGGGUGUAUUGAAGCUUAUGGACGUCGAGGGUUUGACCAUAUAUCAUGUGAAGAGUCACUUGCAGGUAUUACUGCAGAUUUGUUUUAGUUUAUAACUCGAGCUUGUUCAUUUUCCAUGACGUGAUCUUAUUUACAUCGUUGACAAUUGCAGAAGUACCGACUUGCGAAGUAUCCUCCAGCGACAAAAGAAGGUUGGUAAACAUCUGGGAACAUGUAAAACGUGCUCAGCUUAUAUCAUAUAAUUUUUUUCGUGAUAUAUUUCCGCUUUCACGUUCGUUUGGGCGUUUUGACAUUGAAAGUAACCGUUUUCUGUCCGUAAAAUAUAAUUUUUGUUCUCCGGUUUGACUCCUUAUAUUCGAGAGAAGCGAUAAAUUUUUCUCCCGUAGUUAUUAUAGGCGAACAGUUUCGCAUAUGGUUUGCAUUUUUGCGAAAUCUGAGUGGGAAUUUUUCUUCGCAUCGGCACUUGUACAACAUGCAGCGUUAUGAGCGGCAGACUGGAGCCCUGCAGUUUCUUCUAAAGCCCACUAGUCUGCAGCUUCAAUUUUCGCUAUCCUUUUGUGAAUCUUGGAUCAUCUUUAAGAUGCCUAAAUCCGCAAAAUAGUUUUUAUAUAGUUUUUUUUUGGAGAAUCCGUCCUCGAGAAAUCUGACAUGUCUGCCCUCUUGCUUUUUAGUCUUAGUCUCCCAAGAGAGGAGGACGCCUUUGUCUGAGGGAAGGACAGAACCUGCAAUCAGCAAAGAAAGUAACACGAGCAUCAAGAAGUAAGGCAGCGGCAGCUCUUGUCUCGCGCUCAAGAUAAAUCUGCACAGUUGGACACGAUCUAUUCCGCAAUCUGGCUGCCGAGCCAUCAUAACUUUUCUCACUCUGCCUUACAGGAACAGGCAAGUAAUGGAGGCACUUCAAAUGCAAAUUGAGGUCCAAAAGCAGUUACAUAAACAGCUGGAAGUAAGUUGAGUUCGUUUUGAACACAGUAGGCAUAUUUCAUAAUCCUUUAGCGAGCUCAUGCAUACUUCUACUGAAGCUUCUGAAGGUGAUGCGCCAUGCUAUUUUAGCCUUUUGCCUGGAGGGGUGUUCAUGGCUGGUCCCCCCACAUGAAAAUGGUGUUCCUGGGAGAAUUAUACGGCUUAUGCUCAUCUUGGAAUCAAACCUAUUGACCGUGGAUCCGUUUGAGGGAAUACAGAACAUGAGGCGAAGUGUAAAUCCAAGAAGAUUAUUUCAGAUUCUUCACGCAUUAUUGUGGAAACCUAUCAUUCGGAGGGGGGGGGAGGGGGGGGAGAUUCUUUAGCAUUCGUGUUCAUUGGGGUGCCGAAUGGGGUACCUGAUAGCUCCCCUGUAACCGUCACUGUCUUUGUCUUUUUUUCUUCCGGCAGGUACAACGGGCUCUUCAGUUACGGAUAGAAGAGAACGCCAGGUAUCUGCAGAGGAUGCUGGAGGAACAGCAGAUUGUCCGCGACUCGGACGUUCACAGUGAAAUCACUGAGCAGCUGCCAGGCUCCAAUGCAGAACCGCCCCGAGCUCAUUCACUGAACUUUACAUUACCGAAUCAAGGUGAAUUCAAGGACUCGGUCACGCCGCCACGCCCUUCUUGGGAGAGCGAAGCCACUGAUUCGAACGCAUGA
This is a messenger RNA of Spirodela intermedia, 2995 nucleotides long. The record is from the annotation of a GenBank genome assembly. NCBI's taxonomy places the organism in Eukaryota, Viridiplantae, Streptophyta, Magnoliopsida, Alismatales, Araceae.